Messenger RNA from Oryzias latipes (Japanese medaka), 1210 nucleotides. RefSeq names its product RNA polymerase I subunit H (gene polr1h). Gene Ontology annotation, molecular function: nucleic acid binding; zinc ion binding. The record is from RefSeq and is a predicted model, not a curated record. Gene Ontology annotation, cellular component: RNA polymerase I complex. Lineage: Eukaryota; Metazoa; Chordata; Actinopteri; Beloniformes; Adrianichthyidae. Gene Ontology annotation, biological process: DNA-templated transcription; termination of RNA polymerase I transcription.
CUUCUAGUUAACAUGAAGAAGAAGAGCGCACAACAACACCCAAUGCGGGCGAGGAGAAAGUAAAUUAUUGUCUGUUUUUGUGCAAACAGCCAUCGAUCAGGUAAUUAUCCUCAAAUCACUCCUCCGAGAGCCCGCGCGCGCCCACCCACGUGCCUGCAAGUUAGCAUGAUGUGUUAGCUAUCUGUCUGUCGGACUGUUGUUGUGUCACGUGCUCUGAACAUAGCCGCCGCGCUUCCUCAGAACCAGAGCAAAUGUCUUCAAACGGCCGCGACCCCAACUUCUGUCAGGAUUGUGGCAGCGUCCUGCCGUUGCCAGGACUGUCCGACACGGUGCGCUGCCCUCGCUGCUGUCUCUGCACGCCCGUGACAGAGUUCUUGGGAAGAGAAAUUCAGUCUGGGGUUAUCUUCAACCCCGCUGAGCAGACCUUGCUGGCUCUGGAGGAUGAGGAGAACUCAGAGCUGAAGGGCCCUGUGAUUGACCGACGCUGCACUCGCUGCAAUAAGGAAGGCAUGAUCUACCACACUAGGCAGAUGAGAUCUGCAGAUGAAGGACAGACGGUCUUCUUCACCUGCAUCCACUGCAGGUUCCAGGAAAAGGAGGACUCCUGAGAAAAGCUUUUGCUUACUAUCUGAUCACAAUCACCUCAACUCUGGUUCUGUUUUGAUCCAGGGAGCUGCUUUUUUGUAGUGAUGAGCUGUUUCUGUUUGUUAAACUGAACUUGUGCAUGUUCUGGUGCACGUGUUGGUCCUCUCCACCUUUGUCACACAUGACACUGGUCAGUUCAUCGGGACUCUACAAGAAAAAAAACAGGAAUCGAUGUCUCAGAUUUAAACUGCAGCCACGGAGGCUCAGGACAAUCAGGUAUACAUUUUACACAAGUCAACUAAAGUGAAGGAGCAGGACAGCAACUCAGCAAACUAACCAGAAACAAUAAAACUGUAUCAGCUGUUUAUAUUUAUUUUUCCUGAAGCAUACCCUGAUUCUCAACUGGACAGCUGUUAGUACUUGCGCGCAUUUUCUCAGAAAAUGAUCUCUUUAUAGUUUGAUUAAUUUCUUUAAAACUCUUGUCAAAGACCAGAAAACUGUCAUCCUAUGUUUUUAUAAAGUAUUCUACCAAAUUUGAACUGUUGUAUCCAGUAAGGCUUCAACUUACAUCUCACAUGGCUGUUAAAUUGUUCUUUAAAUGAUAAAGAACGCUCUUGGUAUCUGA